Molecule: messenger RNA, 2509 nt
Organism: Drosophila busckii
Lineage: Eukaryota; Metazoa; Arthropoda; Insecta; Diptera; Drosophilidae
Gene: Vsx1
Product: homeobox protein vnd
Exons: 5
Coding region: 32-2311 (759 amino acids)
Biological process (GO): regulation of transcription by RNA polymerase II
Cellular component (GO): nucleus
Molecular function (GO): DNA-binding transcription factor activity, RNA polymerase II-specific; sequence-specific double-stranded DNA binding
Source: RefSeq, a predicted model, not a curated record
UUCGCAUCACUCUGUAAGCGCCGACGGCAAAAUGCAAGCAACCAAAAUGCGCACACCCUUUGCCAUACAGGAAAUACUUGGCCUGGGCUAUCAACAACAGCAGCAACAUCAACAGCAGCAACAUCAACAGCAGCAGCAAUCAUCGCAAGCUGCUGCCGCUGCCACGCCCAGCAGCUCGGAGGCGCCACUAUCGCCAGCGGCAACGCCACCGCCACGCAACGCGAAUACGCCACAGCAGUCAGCGCUGGCGCCACAAGCUUUGGAGCCACCAACGCGAGACUCACGCUCCAUAUCGCCGGACGUAACGCGUCUGUCCGCCGCAGCUGCCGCCGCCGCCGCAGCCGCUGCGCAUUGUCAACUGCCCGUGUUCAAUCCGGCAAACUUUUAUGCAGCCGCCGGCUAUGCGGCCGCUGCCAGUGAUCCCGCCAACGCAGCCGCCGCUCAUCAUCAUCACAUGACCACGCUGGCCGCCGCCGCCUAUUUGCGCGGGUUUCUGCCUCCGGGCUUCAGCACGCCGCACGAGUUCCGUGGCCACUUUCAGCAGCACUUUGGUGCACAGUUUGCAGAGCAAGCUGUCGCACGUGGUCAGGAGUACGCCAGCAGUUUGGCCAAUGCCAGCGGCGAUGAGCAGUCGCCCAGCAAGUUGAGCUCCAAUGCUGCUGCUGCUGCCAAUGUGCUGGAUGCAGCGCAGCUAAGCUCAGCCAGCAGCGCAGCAGCAGCAGCAGGCGGCGGCAAUGUUGCAACUGUAGCUGCUGCAACUGGCGGCGGCGCAGCCAAUGGCAGCACUGGCUCCAGCUCCGUUGCCCUUUCCGUUUCGGGCGCCAGCACUUCACCCUCAGCUGGCUCUGGCUCAGCUGCUGCUGCUGCAGCGGCUACUGCUCCACCCAAUGCUCAUCAUCAUGCCGCUUUGGCGGCACAUCAACAUGCGGCGGCAGCUGCUGCGGCGGCUCAUCAUCAUGCGGCGGCUGCAGCGGCGGCGCAUCAUGCGCAUCAUGCACAUCAUGCUCAUGCCCAUGGCCAUAUGCAUGGACAUGUGCAUCAUGCACAUGAGGCGGCGUUUCUGGGCGCCGCCGCUGCUGCGGCUGCCGCUGGUGGUGGCAACGCGGCCAUGCAUGGCGCGCAUGGCGGCGAUGUGCUGGUCGGAGCGGGUGUGGCUGGCGGCCCUGGGGGCAAGAAGAAGAACAAGCGUCGACAUGGACGCACCAUCUUCACCAGCAGCCAGCUGGAGGAGCUGGAGAAGGCGUUCAAGGAGGCGCAUUAUCCGGACGUCAGUGCACGCGAGCUGCUGUCCAUGAAAACGGGACUGGCCGAGGAUCGCAUACAGGUCUGGUACCAGAAUCGACGCGCCAAGUGGCGCAAGACGGAAAAGUGUUGGGGCCACAGCACCAAGAUGGCCGAGUAUGGAUUAUAUGGCGCCAUGGUGCGUCACUCGCUGCCGCUGCCGGAGACAAUCAUCAAGUCGGCCAAGGAGGAUGAAUCGGUGGCUCCUUGGCUGCUGGGCAUGCACAAGAAGUCGCUGGAGGCGGCCGAGCUGCUGAAGAGCGACGAGAGUGAUAGGGAGACGCCCACAUCGGAUGACACCAACACCUCCUACUCCGCGGGCAGCACACACAACUCGCCCAUAUCGAGUUUCUCGAUUAGCCGACUGCUGUUCGAUGCGCCGCCGCCGCCCGCAGGCGCCGCCAGCGGCAAGCACAGCAAGCAUGCCCACCACGCCCACGCCCAUGCGCACGCCCACGCCCAUGCACAUGCGCAUAUAGCGGCAGCCAAUGCCGCUGCCGCUGCUGCUGCUGCAGCGCAUCAUCAUGCGCAUCAUGGCGGCGGCGGCGGCAACCCGUACAAUCAGCAGCAACAUUUGCAUCAUCUGCAGCAGCUGCAACAACAGCAGCAACAGCAGCAACAACAACAGCAGCAGCAGCAACAACAGCAGCAGCUGGAGCGCCAGCAGCAGCAGCAACAGGCAGCAGUGCAACAUGCCAUGUUGCAUCAUCAUCAUUCAAGCGCUGGCUAUGCCGAAGCAGCAGUCGCUGCCGCCGCCGCUGCCGCUGCUGUGGCAGCAGCAAAUGCACGCAAUGCCGCCGCCAAUGUUGUGCACGUUGCCGAGUCCGAGCCCGAGGAGGAGCCCGAUGAGGAUGAGGAUAUGCUGGACAAGGAUUGCUAUGCCGAGGCGGAUGCUGAGGCCGAUGGCGAAAUCGAUAUUUGCGAUGAUGAUGAUGAGCAGGAGGUGGCGGCGCUGCAGGCGCAUCAGCAGCUGCUGCUCAAGGUCAAGCAGGAGCAGGCGUCCAGCAGCGGCGACAGCGCCAGCAGAUGAAACAUGUACAUCGAUGUCUUGUUCUAAGCCAAAAACAAAGCAACAACAACAACAACAACAACGAAGCGCAUUGAAAUUGAAAUCGAUUUGUUAGCGUCACUUUUUGGGAGAGAUAAUUGCAAUGAUAAUUUAAACAAAUUAAACUAAUUAUUAACAAUAUUAACAAUAUAUGCAUACAAUUUUUUUCAUACACCUAAG